Molecule: messenger RNA, 798 nt
Organism: Aegilops tauschii subsp. strangulata
Lineage: Eukaryota; Viridiplantae; Streptophyta; Magnoliopsida; Poales; Poaceae
Source: RefSeq, a predicted model, not a curated record
AUGGAGCUGUUCCAGGACGGCCAGCACGUGCGGCUGCGGAGCCGCGCGCGCGGGACGUACCUGCACGCCGACGACGACGGGCUUGGCGUCUCCCUCCGCCGGCUCCGCGCGUCGAUGAACGUGGCUUGGUUGGUGCACUUCUAUCAGGGCCAGUACCUGCUCUUCCAGAGCGCCGCCUACGGUGGCUACCUCGCCGCCACGGCCGCGCCGGCGCGGCGCGGCCACCGCGGACGCCGCGUCGAGCAGCUCGACUACUAUCACUCGGAGGUGGAUCUAAUGCUUUGGCAGGCCGUCCAGAUGGAGAACCUCUUCCUCAACCACAUCAACGGCGGCAACCUCCGCGCCAACGGGAGGUACCGCCGCUGGAACAACGGCGUCAGCGUCGACCACAUCGACGACAUCAACACCAUCAGCACCAUGAUGCACUGGGUCAUGUGGAGGUCAUCCCCGCCAGGGAGAUCAUGCCUCGCCUUCCACCUUCCCAACCUCGUGUUGCGGCCGCGGAUGAUCAUGUACGUGUGGCCGAACAUCCACGGGGGCCUCAUCACCCACGGCACGUUCGUGUUCGGUGGGAGGUCCGUGUUCCGCCUGAGGAGCGAGCUGGCUAGGCGGCUGGGCGACCUCGCAAUCAUGGACUUGGAGGUCGCCGACCUCGUCAUGUGCUUGCCCACGCAUGAUGGCCGGCUUAUUCCACUGGUCGUCGAUCUGCCCCGCAGCGGCGAGACCCUCCACAUCGUCGUCGUCAUCGUCGGGUCGCCUGCCUACAUGGUGCUGCAGUACGCGGAUGUCGAUGCAUAG